Molecule: messenger RNA, 924 nt
Organism: Nelumbo nucifera (sacred lotus)
Lineage: Eukaryota; Viridiplantae; Streptophyta; Magnoliopsida; Proteales; Nelumbonaceae
Source: RefSeq, a predicted model, not a curated record
AUGUGUGAUGGAAGGGAUUGGGUGUUGACUAAUGUGUAUGGCCCGAAUUCAUAUAGAGAGAGGGAUACAUUCUGGGGAGAGCUAGCUGCAGUUAGGGGCCUUUGGGAGGGUCAAUGGUGUUUAGGAGGGGAUUUCAAUGUGAUAAGGUACACAAAUGAGACAAACAACCCCAAUCAGUCCAUAACAACUAGUAUGAGACACUUCAACUCCUUGAUUGAGUCCCUAAAACUAAGAGAACCUACCUUGUUACAAGCCUCUUUCACUUGGUCAAAUCUUCAGGAAAGUCAAGUGUGUUCAAAGAUGGAUAGGUUCAUUUUCUCCAUUGAUUGGGAGGAGUUGUGGGGAAACUUAACACUAAAAUCCCUUCCUAGAGUAACCUUGGAGAUCUUCCCCCUAAGUCUCUUCCAAGAAAACCUUAUUGGUGGCCCUACACCCUUUAGAUUUGAGAAUAUGUGGAUGGAAGUUCCAAACGUUAUGCAAAAGAUAAAAGGUUGGUGGUCAGAAGGUGGAAUAAGGGCCAAAGAGAAAGUUGUGAGAUUCUCAAUGAAGUUGAAAAGAUUGAAGGAAAAUGUUAAGGAGUGGAACGAAGAAGAAUUUGGAAUACUCGAGGUCAUAAAGGAGGAAUUAGCCAGGAAAGUAGAGGAAUUAGACCAAAAGGAGGCCCAUAGAGAAGAUCAUGAGAAGGAAGAAAUUUCUUGGAGACAAAAAUCAUGGUGUAAAUGGCUUCUAGAGGGGGAUGGAAACACCAAAAAUUUUCACUCCCUAAUAAAUGGGGGAAGAAGGAAAAACCAAAUCUCUAGUAUAGAGGUGGAGGGAAGAGUAGUAAAUUCAAAGGAUGAAAUUGAAAGGUKCUUUAUGGAUCAUUUCAAGUCAAUCGUUCCCUCUUCUGUUGAAAGCAAUUUGGAAUUAGGAGAAUUACAAUGA